Messenger RNA from Manis pentadactyla (Chinese pangolin), 1837 nucleotides. RefSeq names its product interferon omega-1-like. Gene Ontology annotation, molecular function: cytokine activity; type I interferon receptor binding. Gene Ontology annotation, cellular component: extracellular region. NCBI's taxonomy places the organism in Eukaryota, Metazoa, Chordata, Mammalia, Pholidota, Manidae. The record is from RefSeq and is a predicted model, not a curated record. The transcript is spliced from 3 exons. The coding region runs from base 1 to 570 and encodes 189 amino acids. Gene Ontology annotation, biological process: humoral immune response; response to exogenous dsRNA; adaptive immune response.
AUGGCGUUUCUGGUCUCUUCACUGACGGUGUUAGUGAUGAUCUUCUCCAGGCCCAUUUCCUCCAUUAGCUGUGACCUGCCUCAGAGCCUUGACUCGGGAAAGCAGGAGACCUUCACAGCUCUGGACCAAAUGAGGACAAUCUCUCUUCUUUCUUGUCUGAAGUAUAGGACUGACUUCAAAUUCCCCCAGAAGGAGCUGGAUGGCAGCCAGUUCCAGGAGGCCCAGGCCAUCUCUGUCCUCCACGAGAUGCUCCAGCAGAUCUUCAGCCUCUUCCACACAGAGCGCUCCUCUGCUGCCUGGAACACCACCCUCCUGGACCGACUGUGCACUGGACUCCAUCGGCAGCUGGAAGACCUGGACACCUGUUUGGUGCAGGCGAUGGGAGAGGAGAAAUCUGCCCUGGGAACUGAGGGCCCUGCACUGGCUGUGAAGAGGUACUUCCGGGAAAUCCACCUCUACCUGAAAGAGAAGAAAUACAGUGACUGUGCCUGGGAAAUUGUCAGAGUAGAAUUCACUCGUCCUCUGGCAGUCUCCAAGGCACAGGAGCUGUAUUCCUUCUCCUUCAGAUAGCUGCUGAUUCCUUGGGAGUCGUUUUGGAUAACAUUCCCAAGCAAGGACAAACCAGAAUAUUUUCUGCUUUCACCUUCUGCUCCAGUUGUUCCAGAUUGGCUAGAGAGUAAUUUAAGCAGCAGAUCUUACUCCAAGCUGUAGUCUUCUAUGUGGAACGGGUUGAAGAUCUGUCCUGUAGUCUGUAUGAACAGGUUGAGAAUCUGCUGACAAAAACAAGGUGGCUUAUAGAUACCUCCAAUUUUGAACAAAAAAAAUUAAAGGAGAUCCUGUCAUUUUGGCAUAAGUGAGAAGCAAUCCUUUUGCGAUACCUCAAAGGCACGAAGAUUUCCUGAUUUUCACACCCAGGAGACCAGGAGGAGUUAAAGUAAAGCAUCAGCAGCACCAUUAGCGAAUAGAUUUGCCAGUGAGUUCAGCGAGCCACGGUGAAUGAAACCCAGCGCGCGGCCACCGCCCUACGGGGCGCGCAAGGCCUUCGUUGCGUCCCAACGGCCGGAAGGGGGCGCGCGCACUAGCCGAACGGACCCACCGGCUUCGACCUGCCAGCGGGACCCGCCUGGAGGGCCAGCGCCGCGGUCUCGGGUGCCAAGUCCAUCCGCAGAACCGCAGCUUCACCACCAGCAGCAGCCCCGACCCGGCGGGACGCAGCCGCGAGAGCCGCCGGGAAGCUUCCGCUCCGGGCCCUGGCCGCCCGGGAGCUUUCCGAGCCGGCCCCUGCGCGGAGCCUGUCCUUCCUCCUCGAACAGGUCGGCCAGGCCGGUUUACAGAAGCGCCAUGAAUUCAGGGCAUUGACGCCUGGAAAUCAGAGCGCGCUGUGGUGCGUUUUCAGAUUCAGAAUCGUUCCCGCGGAGAAAGGGCCGGACUCAGAGAAGGGAAACGCGUCUACAGUCCGGAUGCGAAUGUAGGAAAUACUGGGACCCUCCAAGGUGGAGUGACUCCGGGACGCGGCCGGUGCCCGGCUGAAACGUAGUGGAGCCUGAGGCAAAAGGCAAACUGAAAGCAUCAAACCAGAAGCAGGAAGAAAGAGUCUUAGAGGGUAAUGUUCUGCUGUUGAAUGCCAAGAUCUCCCUGGAUUAAUCUCAAUGCCUCUUUUCAAUGAGGGUUCAGGUCUACAAUCACUGAGGAUAUCAGUUGCUAGAUCCCAGUCCUUCUCAGAAAGUAAUGACCUCAAAGGGGAGCCUCUUAAGAGGCAUAUGAGGCCUGAAACACUUCUAAUCCUCAUUCUGCCCAGCCUUUGGAAUUGGACGGUGAUUGAGCUGGGCCAGGAGUC